GCAGUUACUCCUAUGUGAAAAUGUUGUCAUGGACAAGUUGAGGUCGAUGAUAGGCGCUAUCGUAGAACUCCUCUACCCACACAUCGGCGCUGUAGUCACAUCUACCGUGUUUACACACUACUUAACACGCGGACAGUACUCUCGCUACUAGUAUACAUCUGGCACUGAGUUCCUACAAUAUUGGAUUUCUCUACGAACAUUAUUUUGGAGGUUUUUUCAACUUACAUUUGGAUUUAUUUUUUAACUCAGCUGAUGUAUUUGUAUACAAACAUCCUUAUAAUCUAACAGCACAUCGUUACGGUACUUAACAACAACAUCGUUAACCUUUGACCUUCGUGAGUUGUGUACCUACCAGCAUCUGGGGUUCGCGGGACUACUUUAUACACCCGCGGCUUGAUACACCAGCUUGGACCUACAACCCCCUAGCCGCCGUGGAUUAUUUUAUAUGAACUGACCUUUAACCCUGCACAGGACCUACGACCUGAUACCACAGGAUUACAGAAGACCUUUCGCCCAUGGAUCUGACCUGCCUGCUAGUCUGGCAACAGGGCACCAGGCCUGUGUAAAUACGAGCAGUAAAAACAAAACAAAAACAAAAUUUCUAUUUCCUUGAGCGGAUAUCUCCCAAUCAACCACGACCCCAGUGUUUCUACAAAAACCUGACCCCCCUGAGUUCUACACCAGACCCCGACUCACCCCCACGGUGCUGACCCCCCUCGGCGAAAGCCCGGCGUCCACAGCGGCGACCACGUGACCACCCCCCACCGGCAUCACGUACUACACAAACAGCGGCAUGAGCAUGGCUAUGGCGGCCGAGCAGCACCACUCGUCCGCCUGGUUCGGCCACCCGGGCGACUCGUCCAGGAUGGGCGGGUUCGAGCCCCCGGCGCCCUCCAUGUUCCCCCCUGAGGAUAUAAGUGACUUCUUCCCGCCCUCGCUGGACAACAACAACAGCCACGUCAUGUCCGGUUACUACUCGUCCCCGGCCCGGGCCAUGCACGGAUACAGGCCAUCUCACGUCAGCGGCGGCUCCCAGAUGUGUCGACCCCACUUCCACGGCCACCUCCACCCCUGGAUCCCCGACACCUCCAAGUCCAUGGUCCCACACGCGCACUCCGGCUGGAUGGGCCCGACCUUCGCCUCCAAGUCCAUCUCCCACCCCGGGGGACACUCGUCCCUCCCCGUCCACCCGGCCUCCUCGGCCAUCGUGACGUCAUCGCUGGUCUCCUUCCCGCCGACCCCGCCCAAAGACGUCACCCCGGAGACCAACAACAACAAUAACAACAACAACAACAGCACGUUGCCUGGCAACAACAGCAUCAGCAGCAGCAUCGCCACCGCUGGCACGAACAGCAGCACCAUCACGAACAAUACCAACAUCGGGAUCGGAUCCCAGUCAGAAGGGUACAGCUCCAGCGAGUACAAGUCCUCGCUCAAGCUCGAGUCGUCCGGGCCCGAGGGUCUGGCCAGUUUUUUGGGAUCCCAUCACCACGGGUCGGGCCACACCGCCCACCCCGUGCCCACCUACCCGUCGUACAUGGGGGCGGAACACUACCCCAGCGGCCCCCUGGGUUACCACGCCCCGAGUGUGUACAAGUCAGCCUCAUCCUCAUCGUCGUCUUUAUCAUCUCGGCCAAGGGCAAAGACAAGGUCAAGCACAGAAGGUCGCGAGUGCGUCAACUGCGGGGCGACCUCGACACCCCUCUGGCGGAGAGAUGGGACAGGCCACUACCUCUGUAACGCCUGUGGAUUGUACCAUAAGAUGAACGGCUCCAACAGGCCGCUCAUCAAACCCAAACGGCGACUGAGCGCUGCCCGCCGUGCGGGUACAACCUGCGCCAACUGUGGGACGGGCACCACCACCCUGUGGAGACGAAACCCCAACGGUGACCCGGUGUGUAAUGCCUGCGGACUUUAUUACAAAUUACAUAAUGUUAACCGGCCGCUGACCAUGAAAAAAGAUGGCAUCCAAACCCGUAACCGGAAGAUGUCCACCAAGAGCAAGAAGGGCAAGAAGGGCAUGGUGGCCAUGUCCGACUUCCUGCGGGACACCAAGCCCUUCAGCGGGUUCGGCGCCCCCUCCUUCAGCCCCUCCAUGCACUCUAUGAACCCCUACAUGACCUCGAUGGGCGCCCAGGGCUUGGGCGGCGGCUACCACCACUCUCAGAUGUCGGCAGGUCUCGGCGGUGGAUUGGGCGGUGGAUUAGGUGGUGGAUUCUCGAACAACUUCCCAGGGUCUCUCCAGUCUCCGUCGUUCCCCUCCUCUCUCCAGUCGCCAUCUUUCCCCUCCUCCCUGCAGUCGCCAUCUUUCGGCUCCUCCUACGGCACCAUCCCCAGCAUCCCCUCCAGCGGCCUGAACCUCUCGACCAGCAAUAUGGUGGGGGCCAUGGCUUGACAUUACACGUACCGCGAGCCAUCCGCCUGAUGAACGGUUCCGGUAUCAAGUUCCAGACCUCGAUGCUGUGCUGAGCACAGUUCUAUUUGUACAUUAGAAGACACCCCUACGACACACGAUCAUUCUGGGCUAGUUUUCUGAACAACUAGCCAGUCGACCCGUACAUGAACGGGUAAACGGUUUUCUGAACAACUAGCCAGUCGACUCGUACAUGAAUGGGUAAAAGUUUUUCUGAACGACUAGCAAGUCGACCCGUACAUAAACGGGCAAACGGUUUUCUGAAUGAAUAGCCAGUCGACCCGUACAUAAACGGGCAAACGGUUUUCUGAACAACUAGCCAGUCGACUCGUACAUGAAUGGGUAAAAGUUUUUCUGAACGACUAGCAAGUCGACCCGUACAUAAACGGGCAAACGGUUUUCUGAAUGAAUAGCCAGUCACCCAUACUACAUGAACAAGUAAAAGAUUUUCUGAACGACUAGCAAGUCGACCCGUACAUAAAAUGGGCAAACGGUUUUCUGAAGGAAUAGCCAGUCGAACCGUAAUUAAAAGGGUUUACGCCCAACAUUCAACUGAUCAAGUUUUAUCAUACCCUAACUUUGGAUUUUAAAGUAACAAUUUCUUUAAAAUUCGACAAAAAUGUGCUCGUUUUCAGCGGGUCUAACGUUCGCGUGUGAAGCCACUCUCAACUCAAGUGCACCUAUUACAACACGAUUGCUACGUCAUUGACGUCAAAACUUCUCUACAGCCAAUGGGAAGUGCUGUUACGAAAACACUCAUAACACUUUGAUGGACUUAGCUCUUAAGCAAUGUUUGAUUGGUGAUUAUUGUAAGAAGGAAAACGUUAAUUUACAAUGUUUUUUUAACUUCCUAUGUAUAUUAAGACAACAUUGGAACUGUCAAAAAUUAUUUUUAAAGGUGGUGACUUUGAUAGCGAUAUGCGCACGAGUGGUGACAAAUUAAUGCAGUGAUGUGAAUAUUUUGAGGAGGAUGUACAUAUGCACAAGUUCGACGUGUACGCUAUUUUGGUAUACACAUCUUUCACUCAUAAAUUUAUCAUAAUACCUGAUUGAUUCUCGAUACAGAAAUUACGAGUCUCGAAUUAAAGUGUCUAGAGUCUCGAAUCAAUGAGUUUCAAUACUCGAACUAUGGAGUUUUCUGACCCAACCACUCGUCAGAGACUUACACAUUAAGAAAGAUACAACAUGGUUUUAUUUUCGCAUUUUUUUUAAAAAUUAAUUGUUUGCCAUCUCGUCACAAAGCGCCAUGUGUCGGUCUGUUCGUUCAAAGCUUAAGUCUGUUCGCUGAUGGUUCUUGGUGACGUGAAUGUGAGUUCUUUGCGCAUGCCCGUCCCUUGUACCUCACACUAGCUGUGUGCGCGCGCGUGUGGAUCACGUGUGUGCGUCAUCUGUGAGUCUGUGUUCGUGUGUGUGUGCGAGAGUCAGUGUGACUCGUGAAUUCAACACAAGGUAGUUCUGACUCUUGAACGAGUCGAUUACAAAUUACGGGCAACCAUUUUUUUUUCGGUGUUAAUAAUGACGUCAUUUUUAUUGUUACGUCAUGAUUUUUUUUUAAAGUCAUGUUCAUUUUGUGAUGGUAAUUUGAAAGAUACGAACGCUAAACUCCGUCAUAUUGUUCAUUAUUUUUACACACAGUAUAUUUUUAUAUCAUUGUACCAACAAAUGACAAUUGGGCAACACUAUUCGACGACUCAUCGACCGUUAGUAGACAUCAUCGACCACAAAUAAAACGCUUGGCCAUAUCAUUCGACCAUCCAUUGACCGAAGGCCAUACAUGCUGGCCACGAAUAGACCAUGAUAAG
This is a messenger RNA of Physella acuta, 4215 nucleotides long. RefSeq names its product GATA-binding factor 3. Gene Ontology annotation, cellular component: nucleus. The record is from RefSeq and is a predicted model, not a curated record. Gene Ontology annotation, biological process: cell fate commitment; negative regulation of transcription by RNA polymerase II; positive regulation of transcription by RNA polymerase II. Lineage: Eukaryota; Metazoa; Mollusca; Gastropoda; Physidae. Gene Ontology annotation, molecular function: zinc ion binding; RNA polymerase II cis-regulatory region sequence-specific DNA binding; DNA-binding transcription factor activity, RNA polymerase II-specific.